GUCCCUGAGUGGUCGAGCCAGAGAUCAUGAAGUGGAACCUCUUCAAAAAGAAGCCGGAAGCCAUGGUGGGCCCGGAGCCCACGGGCCUCGGCGGCACCCACCCGUCACACACCAUGACGAUGGCUCCCGCCGUCUCCACACCUGCGGACAAUUCCACCGAGUCCGAGGGACCCGUCAACAAGAAUGACGUCUUUGAGGAAAUCAAAAGCAAAUUUCUCAAUGAGAUCGAUAAAAUCCCAUUGCCUCCAUGGGCGCUCAUCGCCAUCGCUGUAGUGGCCGCCCUCCUCAUCCUCACCUGCUGCUUCUGUAUCAUUAAGAAAUGCUGCUGUAAGAAGAAGAAGAACAAGAAAGGCAAAAAGGGAAAGGACGGCUUCAACAUGAAGAACAUGCAGGGUGGAGAUAAACAACAGGAUGAUGAUGAUGAAGAAGGAGAAACUGGUUUGACGGAGGAGGAGAAAGAGGAAGAAGAAAAAGAAGUGGAGAAACUCGGAAAGCUUCAGUACUCGUUGGAUUACGACUUCCAGGAUAACAAGCUGACAGUGGGCAUCCUGCAAGCCGCGGACCUGCUCUCCAUGGACAGCGGCGGCACCUCAGACCCGUACGUCAAAGUGUUCAUUCUCCCAGACAAGAAGAAGAAGUUUGACACCAAGGUUCACAAGAAAACCCUCAACCCCGUCUUCAACGAGACGUUUCACUUCAAGAUUCCGUUCACUGAAAUGGGAGGAAAGACUCUGGUCAUGUCUGUGUACGACUUCGACCGUUUCUCCAAGCACGAUGUGAUCGGUGAGGUGAAGAUACCCAUGAACACCCUGGACCUGGCACAACCCAUCGAGCAGUGGAGAGACCUGGACAGCGCAGAGAAAGAGGAGCCUGAAAAGCUCGGAGAUAUCUGCAUCUCUCUGCGCUAUGUACCUACAGCUGGAAAACUCACCAUCUGCAUCCUCGAGGCUAAGAACCUGAAAAAGAUGGAUGUUGGAGGACUCUCAGAUCCCUACGUGAAGAUUCACCUCCUGCAAAACGGCAAGCGGCUGAAGAAGAAGAAAACGACCGUGAAGAAGAACACACUGAACCCGUACUACAACGAGUCCUUCAGCUUCGAGAUCCCACAGGACCAGAUGCAGAAAAUACAAGCUGUGAUCACGGUGCUCGACUACGAUAAGAUCGGCAAGAACGACGCCAUCGGGAAGAUCUGGGUGGGCAGCAAAGCGCAGGGCACCGAGCUCCGGCACUGGUCCGACAUGCUGGCGAACCCACGCAGGCCCAUCGCUCAGUGGCAUCCUCUCAAACCCGAGGAGGAGGUGGAUGCCACGUUAGCAGCCCUCACUGCCAAGAAGUAAUCCUGCUCUUCUUCCUUCCCUCCCUCUCUCUCUCUCUCCUUUCCCUCCCCCUUUCAUUUCCUUCACUUU
This is a messenger RNA of Puntigrus tetrazona (Sumatra barb), 1406 nucleotides long. Its product is annotated as synaptotagmin-2-like. Gene Ontology annotation, cellular component: synaptic vesicle membrane; axon; dense core granule. The record is from RefSeq and is a predicted model, not a curated record. Bases 27 to 1337 code for a protein of 436 amino acids. The transcript is spliced from 8 exons. Gene Ontology annotation, biological process: regulation of calcium ion-dependent exocytosis; calcium ion-regulated exocytosis of neurotransmitter; regulation of dopamine secretion. NCBI's taxonomy places the organism in Eukaryota, Metazoa, Chordata, Actinopteri, Cypriniformes, Cyprinidae. Gene Ontology annotation, molecular function: phosphatidylserine binding; calcium-dependent phospholipid binding; syntaxin binding.